Molecule: messenger RNA, 2187 nt
Organism: Miscanthus lutarioriparius
Lineage: Eukaryota; Viridiplantae; Streptophyta; Magnoliopsida; Poales; Poaceae
Source: the annotation of a GenBank genome assembly
AUGGCUCUAUUCUGUACUUUACAUGAAUGUUCUUGUGCCCUGUGCUGUACACCUAUACUAAUAAUUUAUAAUUUGUGCUAUGCUAUUUUUAGGAUGUCUUCAGCUGCAUCUGUUCCUUCCAUAAACCCCAGCAGUAGCCUCAAGAGAAACUCAGGUGACAUUGGGUGGGACUAUGGAGUCCUGGUGGACCCUAACAACCUAAAUGUGAUCAAGUGCAAGUUCUGUGAUCUUGUUGUGAGGGCGGGGAUAUAUAGGUUGAAGCAACAUGUUGGUGGGAUUCAUGGUGAGGUUAGACCUUGCCUCAAGGCACCGCCUAAGGCCAUAGACAAGUGCAAGAAAGUUGUUGAUGACUCGAAACAAGCUAAGAAGGCAAGGCAGGAGGAGAAGCAAGAUGACAGCGAUGUUGUGAUCCUUGAUGAUGGUCCAGAUGUUGAAGAAACCACCAUCAAUGGAGAAGGGCUUGGUGAUGUUGGAGACUCGACACAGUGCAAGUUGGGGCCUAUGGAUAAGUUUACAUUGCCUAUGGAUUCUAGCUCAUUGAGCAACACAAAACUGGUGAGGCAACAAAGAAUCACUGAAGCAUUAUGGAAAGAGAGAAUGCAUGCCUUGAAGAGAUAUAUUGCAAGAUGGGUGUAUAAACCAAAUCAGCAUGAGCUGCGGGAGAAAUUAUUGUAUGAGGAAGUGGAGGACACAAAGAAAUUGCUGAAGCUACAAGAGCAAGAAUGGGCCAAAAAUGGGUGCUCCAUUAUGACUGAUGCAUGGAUAGAUCAGAAGAGGAGAAGCAUAAUGAAUAUGUGUGUCAAUUGCAGCAUUGGUACAACUUUUUUAGAAUCAAAGGAGGCCUCAGCUGAGUCCCAUACUGGAGAAUUCAUCUUUCAGUAUGUGGACAGUUGUAUUGAGAAAAUAGGCAUUGGGAAACUGAAAAGAUUCAAGACCAUCAUUGAUCAAGCAAAGGCACUGACCAUCUUUAUCUAUGCACACCAUAAAACAUUGGCUUUGAUGAGGAAAUUCACAAAAAAGAGAGACAUCAUUAGGUCUGGUGUGACCAGAUUUGCUUCCUCUUUUCUCACCUUACAAAGCUUGCAUGAGAAGAAGAAUGAGCUAAGGGCAAUGCCUCAAAGUGAGGAAUGGGAGAGAAUCAGUCAUGUUAAGAAGACCCCAAAAGGUGUGCAGGCCACAGCCACUUUGGUGAAACCUAAUUUUUGGGCUGGUGUUGCUCUUUGUUUGAGAGUAUUUGAGCCAUUGGUCAAAGUACUUCACAUGGUUGAUGGGGAUGUGAAGCCAUCAAUGGCUUUUCUUUAUGGAGACAUUCUUAAGGCUAAGAAAGAGAUCAUGGUGGGCUUAGGGAAUAUUGACAAGGCUGGGACUCUCAAUCUAUACAACAAUAUCAUAGAAAUCAUUGAUGAGAAGAUGAAGGGAAGGUUGGAUAGUCCUUUGCACUUAGCUGCAUACUUCUUGAAUCCCUAUUAUAGCUACAAUGAUUCUUCCAUCUUUGGAGAAGAGGAAGUCAUGGAUGGGUUCUUUACAGCUGUUGAAACUUUUUAUCAUGGUGAUUAUGACAAGCAAAAUCAAGUCCUCAAUGAAGAUCUGCAUAAGUUCAAAUAUCAAACCGGUCACUUUGCAAAACCUGCAGCAAUGGCUGGCUAUAAGGAUUAUAAUUUCUUCCCAGCCAAGUGGUGGGGAAAUUAUGGAACACAAGUUCUAACUCUACAAAAGAUGGCUAUAAGGAUUCUCUCUUUGACUUCAAGUUCCUCGAACUGUGAAAGAAAUUGGAGCUGCUUUGAUGGGGUUCAUACCAAGAAGAGAAACAGGCUCACUUGUGAGAGAGUUGAGCAACUUGUCUACAUUCGCUUCAAUAACCUUCAUUCAAAGAAAAAGGCUAAGGCAAAAAAGAACAACAAAGUAGAUCCUCUAGUAGCAGCAAAUGCAACUUGUGCCCAAGGGUGGAUGGUUGAUGGUGGAGAUGAUGACAACUCUAAUGUUGAUGUUGUUACAGGGCUAACAUGGCAGCAAAUUGUAGAUACAUGUGGGCCUAAGGAGGUAACAAAACUGCGUAGGAGCGCAAGGUUGGCUCAGCCGAGACAGAUUGAAGAGGAUGUCCAAUCUGAACCUGAAGAGCUGCCAAAUGAGGAAGAAAUCGAGUUUGAGUCUGAUCAAGAAGAAGUGGUCACAACUGGUUAUGAGUAA